Molecule: messenger RNA, 2745 nt
Organism: Ustilaginoidea virens
Lineage: Eukaryota; Fungi; Ascomycota; Sordariomycetes; Hypocreales; Clavicipitaceae
Product: chitin synthase I
Exons: 4
Coding region: 1-2745 (914 amino acids)
Cellular component (GO): cell periphery; cell septum
Molecular function (GO): chitin synthase activity
Source: RefSeq, a predicted model, not a curated record
AUGCCGUCGUACGGGAGGUUACCGGAACACGACCCAAACAUGGCUUCAGGGUUUCAUGACCCUCGAUACCCGCCAAGAAGUCCGUCUCCGCUGGAUCAUCCCAUGCAACAGUAUAAUCAUAACCCCUAUGGUCCCAGCCUGGAGCAGCUUGCGCCUGGACCUCCCAGGUUCAACAGUCCGAGCGACCAUAUCGAUAUUCACACUGCACACUCGGUAGAAAAUUUAUCGUCCCCCGGAGGGCUUGGCAGAAGCCACCAACCCUACAGUGGCGAUGCUCAAGUGUACCCAGGCAGGCUUCACGAUGAAUAUCACCACCAAACUUACGAAGCAGACUAUUACGAGCAGCAGAAUCACGACACCCAUGCCUACGAUGUGGACGAUCGUCGGCCAAUAUUGCAACCGCCAGCACCACCUCCGCCACCGCAACAGCAACAACAACAACAGGGCUACGAAGAGCCCUACCAAGAUGCACCCUCACCACAGACCCCCGUGGGGGGUAUUAAGCGAUGGAAGACGGUCAAGAAGGUGCUACUGUACCGUGGUAACCUCGUCUUGGAUUGUCCCGUUCCCCCAGUUCUAUUGCAACAGAAUUCCCAUGGCGAGCGCGACGAAUUCACCCACAUGCGGUAUACGGCUGCAACGUGCGAUCCGUCCGAUUUCUACAACGAAAACUUCACCUUGCGGCAGAAGCUCUUCAGCAAACCCCGCCAUACCGAGCUGUUCAUCGUUGUCACCAUGUACAACGAAGACGACAUUUUGUUCGCUCGGACCAUGAUUGGCGUGUUCAAGAACAUUGAGUACAUGUGCAAUCGCCCCAACAGCAAGACUUGGGGCAAGGAGGCUUGGAAGAAGAUUGUGGUGUGCGUUGUGAGCGACGGCCGUGCCAAGAUCAACCCGCGGACCAAGGCGAUCCUGUCGGGGCUGGGCGUUUACCAGGAGGGCAUCGCAAAGCAGCAGGUCAACGGCAAGGACGUUACCGCGCACAUUUACGAGUACACAACGCAGACGCAUCUGCAGCUCAAGAAUGACGUCGUCUCCCUCGUUCACCGACGACAGCCCGUGCAGAUGCUAUUCUGCCUCAAGGAGAAGAAUCAGAAAAAGAUCAACUCGCAUCGCUGGUUCUUCCAGGCUUUUGGUCGAGUCUUGGACCCCAACAUUUGCGUCCUCAUCGACGCUGGCACUCGGCCCGGCGGCAACUCCAUCUAUCAUUUGUGGAAGGCUUUCGACCUCGAGCCCAUGUGCGGCGGCGCCUGCGGUGAAAUCAAGGCCAUGCUGGGGACCGGAGGCAAGAACCUGAUCAACCCCCUGGUCGCGACCCAAAACUUUGAGUACAAGAUGAGCAACAUCCUCGACAAGCCGCUCGAGUCGGCCUUUGGCUUCAUUUCUGUGCUGCCCGGCGCCUUCUCCGCCUACCGGUACAUUGCCCUGCAGAACGACAAGAACGGGAAGGGCCCGCUUGAAAAGUACUUUCUCGGCGAGACGCUGCACGGGGGCAGCGACGCCGGCCUCUUCGAGUCCAACAUGUACCUCGCCGAGGAUCGGAUCCUGUGUUUCGAGCUCGUCACGAAGCGCAACUGCCACUGGAUUCUCCAGUACGUCAAGUCGGCCACGGGCGAAACCGACGUGCCGGACACGGUGACGGAGCUGGUGCUGCAGCGGCGUCGGUGGCUGAACGGAUCAUUCUUCGCCGCCAUCUACGCAAUUGCUCAUUUCCACGACUUUUUCCGCUCGGACCACUCGUUUUUGCGGAAGCUGGCUUUCUUUGUCGAGUUUGUCUUCAACACGGUCAACAUGAUUUUCGCUUGGUUCGCCAUUGGCAACUUUUUCUUGGUUUUCAAGAUACUGACGACCAGUCUGGGCAAUGAGGACCUCCUGGGCAAGACGGGCGAUAUUCUCGGCGUGGUGUUUACCUGGCUCUACGGCAUAUUCUUGGUGACUUGUUUCGUGCUUUCCAUGGGCAACCGCCCAGCGGGCUCGGGAAAGCUAUACAGCGCAAUGGUGUGGUUCUGGGCAGGAAUAAUGAUAUAUCUCAUGUUUGCCGCCAUUUUCAUCGCAGUUAAAGCCAUCAUCCACGAUGUCCACAGCGGCCAGCCUUUUACCGUGUCGGAUCUCUUCAAAAACCCAGUCUUUUACACCCUCAUCAUCUCCGUCAUGUCGACGUUUGGAAUCUGGCUGAUUGCGUCCAUCAUCAUGUUCGACCCCUGGCACAUGGUGACGUCGUUUGUGCAGUACAUGCUCCUCACGCCGACGUUUACCAACGUGCUCAACGUGUACGCCUUUUGCAACACGCACGACGUCUCGUGGGGCACAAAGGGCGACGACAAGGUGGAGAAGCUGCCGUCGGUCAACACCAAGGACGGCCAGGGCAAGACGGACCUGCCCGACGAGGGCGACCUGAACGCGCAGUACCAGCGCGAGGUGGCGCUGUUCAGCACCAAGUUCAAGGCGGUCAAGGCGGCUCCGUCGGCGGCGCAGCUGCAGGAGAAGCAGAUGGACUACUACCGCGGCGUGCGGACGGGCGUGGUGCUGAUCUGGAUGAUUACCAACUUUGCGCUGGCCGCGGUGGUUCUCAGCACGGGGGGCUUGGAGAGGAUAACGCCGGGAAGCGGCGACCCGGCGCAGCAGCGGCAAGAGCGCUCCAACGUGUACAUGGCGAUUGUGCUGUGGAGCGUGGCGGUGCUCAGCGGCUUCAAGUUUCUCGGGGCCGUGUGGUUUCUCGUGGUGCGAAUGUUUCGCGGCGUCUGA